AUGAUUAGAAGCCCGGUGAAAAUCGAGAACCCCAAGGAGCGCGAACAAUGGCGGCCGUGCCACGCCACGGACCUCAAGUCGCUGAUGUACCCUAACAUCUUGCUCUCGCUGAUCUUAGGAUAUUUCCCGAUCAAGUAUAAAUCUGGAGAAUGGGUGUUCUCGAAGAAACUGUUCGCUUAUUCGACGACGGUGUUCCUCAUCGUGAUGUCUUUGAUGAUUUACAUCAGCUAUUUGACGAACACUUCCGGACAGAUGUAUCUCUCCAUGAAGCAGACGAUUUAUUUCAACUUCCUGCUUGUCCUGGACGGAUGCACGAUUCUGACAAUGUACGUUGGAUCGUACUAUAGAUUCCUUGUCCUUCGUAAGGUAUCCAAAGCUUCUUAUAUAUUGUCCGAGCAGGAUUUCGACGAUAUGGCAAAAUUCGUUCACAUCAAAGACAUCGUUUUUCCUGCGGUCAUUCUUCUGCAUCUAGUAAUGUCUCACUGGGGGGUAGCUUACAAUCAUCCGGAAUAUCUUACCCAGUUAUUCGUGAUGACGAUAACACAAACAAUAGAGAUGUCUUACGUGAAUUGCGUGCACGUAUUGGGCGCCUGCUACAAGAGGAUCAACGAGAAUCUGAAGCAUUUGAACAGACCUCCGAAGCAAUCGGAGUUGAAGUCGCAGCUGCGCGGCCAAGGGACGCUGAAAUUGAUGGAGGUGAAGUAUUACGAGCAGCUGCACCACGAAAUCAGCGACGUCGUUGAGUAUCUGAACAAAACGUACACCAGUAUGAUCGUUGUUAUGACGGCUUCCGCGUUCAUCACGAUCACGUUGAAGAUGUACUUCUCCCUUGAAUGGUUCGUCAGCCAAGAUUUCUCGAAAUAUGAAAGAGGCAUGGGGAUUCAACACGUCAAGGAUUUUGUGUACGCUGUUCAUCAGAUGUUGAAGUUCAUAUUGGUAAUCUGGACUUGCCAGACCGCGACGAAUCGGGCGCGGGAAAUCGGCACCACGAUUCACGACGUUCUCACCGAUUGCACCGAUAGCGCAGUCAGACGCGAGCUGGGCUAUUUUGCUUUGCAAGUGGCGCAUCGAGAUGUUGCGUUCACCACGAGUGCGUACACGAUAAACGCGAAGUUUCUGUCAGAGAUGAUUCUCAGUCACUAG
This is a messenger RNA of Nomia melanderi (Alkali bee), 1143 nucleotides long. The record is from RefSeq and is a predicted model, not a curated record. NCBI's taxonomy places the organism in Eukaryota, Metazoa, Arthropoda, Insecta, Hymenoptera, Halictidae.